Messenger RNA from Cydia pomonella (codling moth), 2794 nucleotides. RefSeq lists its product as uncharacterized. NCBI's taxonomy places the organism in Eukaryota, Metazoa, Arthropoda, Insecta, Lepidoptera, Tortricidae. The record is from RefSeq and is a predicted model, not a curated record. The coding region runs from base 25 to 2010 and encodes 661 amino acids. The transcript is spliced from 10 exons.
GCCAGUGCGCUCGCGUCCUCCGCUAUGGCCACACUCUCGCGCACGCUUAUAGCGUUGCUCGCGCUCGGCGCGUGCGCCGCGCUCAUAGACGACGCGCUGGACGUCAUACGUUUAGGAAAAGAGAUCGGCGAAGAAGUGUUAAACUCAUGGGAUAUAGUUGGGAAGUCGUUUAACGCGUCAGGGGGUGUCGAGUUGCCGAUAAUUAAGAGGAAGGAGAGGGUUAUCUUAUCGAAAUUGGCUCAGGUUUCGCGCGCGAUACAGAGGUUGGAAUUGGGGGUGGAGAAAACGGCUGCUGUCGCUGAGCUGUUAGCGAAAAGCGGUGGUAGGGGGGCACGAUUGGAACUGCGUCUACAUGAGAUGGCAGAUCUGCUUAGUAGGGUAUCAUCAGCUAAUAGACAGAUGAGGGAAUACGUGAGCAUCCAGCAGGAGUUGGAGCCGAGUACGCUGCAGGACUUCGCGGAGUGGUGCGUGUCGCACGACCCUGGCGCGCUGCCGGGGUUGCUCGAGCGAGUGCAUUCGCUGGUCGUGCCGCCGCAUACGCAUCUGCUCGGCCGGGGGAUCCUGCAGCUCGUCUUAGAUGAUAUACAGGAACAGAGCCAGGACCUGUGCGAGCUGCAGAUGUCGCCGCACCAGCUCAUCUACGACAUGUACAACACCAUCGCCCUCACGGAGAUCAAGGGCUAUGCCAUGAUGCAGUUCUCCUGGAUCCUGCUCAAGAUCUACGGGAAAGGCAACUACACCGAGGAAGCCAGCCUGACGCGACAACGCUACGCCGAACGGACGGAGAAGACAGCAGCCGCCGCCAAAGCAGCACUCGCUAUGUCCAAACGAGGGGUCUAUCGGUGCGAUCCAGCUCAGCAUAAAGAAGGGGAAACGUUCGCGCAAGUAACUCGCCUACUCCAGGGCUACAUCGAGAACGAAGUUGACAUGAACACUGACGGCACGUGUCGGGACAACUGCGCGUACUAUUCGUUAGCUGAGCGCCACGGCUGCUUUAAAGAGCUGUACUGCGCGAAGCAGAGGCCGUGCAAUGGAAGGAUACUUAACUGCCAGUAUAUCGACUCGGAUAUGUGGGUCUGUCCUGCGGGUCGGAACAGCAACCGGCGGUACGAGUGGAUCGAGUACGAAAACGGGCGGACCCUCGGCAGAGCCGGCAGGUGCACGCUGGGAACCACCAAGGUGGACUCUUGGUGGCGCUGGAACCUCCAGCACUGCUCGUACUGCAUGUGUCUAUGCGAGGAGCCGGCGUCGGAGGCCGAGCGCGUCUUCAGCUUAAGGGAGGCCGUGACGGACUUACAGAAGAACAAGGUAGUAACAGGGCUGCGUAUCGUGAAGAUCGGCAGAGUAUUCCACCUACAAAUCAGCGAAGGCGUGUUGGGAGAGCGAGGAGCGGUAACUCCAAGCGGAUGGGUGCCGGUGGUCAAGUUUGACCCGGCGGAUGUCGGAGUGGCGGAGACGGACUAUCACACGCUGACCUACGAGCAGAGGGCCAUCGAUUUGGACGAACUGGACUCGCCCAAGGGACACGUGCUGACUGGAGUCAGGUGGCGAAUGAUCGGCGCGCAUCUACACUUUGAGAUCCGAUCAACACCCUUCAACUACACGACAGGGCGCCUCGCGCCCGACCGCAGCCAAUGGAUCAGUAAUGACAACACAGAGGGCGCUGAACAACCAAGGAAACGGCUAGAGCUGUACAAACCAGACGUGCCGACGCGCAGCGCGGCGCCCAUGCCGGUGGACUCGACGCACGACCAGUACGUCGAGUUCGUCAACUCGGACUUUGAGGCGGAUGCCGCUCAGACCACGGUACCAUUCCUGGACGUGCAGCCCGUCGAGCCCAUGAAGGGGGCGUCGCUAGCGAGCGGAGCGGGCGUCGUGCACCGCGGCUCGCGCGGCUCGGGCGGCUUCAUCACCGUGAAGCUGUUCACGUACGACUACAGCCCGCACGUGCGCGCCGACCCGCCGCCCACGCACGAACCCGACUUGGUGCCACUACCCGUAGUCAAUUAGAUGGGGUUCACGUCACUGGGUGAAUCAACUUUUUUGUCACUCGUUGCCAUGGUUACGAUCACUUGAGUCGCUCUUCUCACAAACUAUGCUAUUAUUGUCGCCUGGCUGACGGGACAGAAAAACAACAAAAAAAGUUGAUUCAUCUAAUUGCUCAUUACAGAGAACGCAUAAGUGUGCAAUAAGCAGGCUGCAGUGAGGCCGUACGAUAACACCCAGAUUUACAUGACGUCAGAAUUUUUUACGAUUUUACCCUAUUUCCCCAAAGCGCCAUUUCAGGCAAAAAUAUGUGAUGAAUCUAUUUUUAUGUCUAAUCUCUAGCUGAAUGCACUUAAGCGUCCUCUGGUGUGAGAAUUUAGUUUUUAAUAUCAGUAAUUAGGACGAGUGCGGCCAGAAGCCACGGGAGAUACUUGGUCGCUUAGUAACUUAAUCUCUGGGGUUAUCAGAUUUAAAUCUCAAAGUUUUCAAGGUCAUGCUGCGUUUUCAAGGUCUUCAUCACUUUCAGUAAGCUCAUUUUGGUCAGAGCACUCGAGGGGUUAAAUGUACGUUUAGAAUGUUACAUAUGGAUGUGUAAAGGCGAUAACGGGAUAAUAUAAUCAUAGGAUAGUAAAAAAUAAACGCUUAGUAAAAAUCAUGUUUACGGCACCAAAAUGUAACGAAGACGUUUUUUAUAAGUGCACUAAAUGAAGCAUCAAGUUAUCUACCGAGAGCUUCUGCCGUGGGAACUGUACUCAUGAUUGUAAUGUAAGCUUUUGAUAGUAAUAAAGACUUCUUAAUUAAAGUUUAA